AUGACUGAGACUGUCCCUACGGCUGUGUCUUUGGAUAGCGGCGUUAAGGAUGAGAAAGAGGUUUUUCAGGCUCUAUUUCGAGGCGAUAGGCAAGGCAAAAUCACGAGACAGGGCAUCCCAACGUUCACUGAUCCUUUAGAGGAGCGAAAGUGGAUGAAAGAACAUAUGGCGGCAGCUUUUCGCUUUUUCGCAAAGAAUGGAUACUCAGAGGGUGUCAGUGGCCAUAUAUCCAUGAGGGAUCCGAUUCUAAAGGACCACUUCUGGAUGAACCCUUUUGCAAUGCAUUUUUCGAUGAUCAGAGCUUCAGAUCUAGUUUUGGUUGAUGCAGACGGCUAUGUCGUCGAGGGCGGCGCUCAACUCCCAAUCAACGAAGCCGGCUUCAUGAUACACUCUGAAAUUCACAAAGCUCGUCCAGAUGCCAUAGCGGCUGCGCAUACCCACGGUAUCUAUGGGAAAACCUGGAGCGCAUUUGGAAAGCCAGUAGAAAUGAUCUCACAAGACGCAUGCAACUUCUACGGAAAACUCGGAGUCUAUGAAUCCUUUGGAGGGAUUGCUUUGGCUCAAGAGGAAGGCAGGAACAUUGCAGAAUCGCUCGGGAAGGAUAAAAUUGCUUGCAUUUUGCAGAAUCACGGACUACUCACGGUGGGAAGAACUGUUGACGAGGCUGCCUUUUUGUUUGCCAGUCUAGACCGCGCGUGCCACGGGCAGCUUCUCGCUGAAGCAGCUGCAGCCAACGGUCUUCCCAAGAAGAUCGCGAGCCACAAGGAAGCCCAAUACACUGCUGAUGCGGUGCAGAAUCCGCAUAACUUCUACACGGAAUUCCAGCCCGACUUUGAGCUGAUUGUCAAGGAAAGUGGUGGAGAGGUUUUGGAGUAA
Messenger RNA from Amorphotheca resinae ATCC 22711, 876 nucleotides. RefSeq lists its product as hypothetical. The coding region runs from base 1 to 876 and encodes 291 amino acids. Gene Ontology annotation, molecular function: actin filament binding. Gene Ontology annotation, cellular component: cytoskeleton. The transcript has 5 exons. The record is from RefSeq and is a predicted model, not a curated record. NCBI's taxonomy places the organism in Eukaryota, Fungi, Ascomycota, Leotiomycetes, Helotiales, Amorphothecaceae.